This is a messenger RNA of Mytilus californianus (California mussel), 874 nucleotides long. RefSeq lists its product as uncharacterized. Lineage: Eukaryota; Metazoa; Mollusca; Bivalvia; Mytilida; Mytilidae. The record is from RefSeq and is a predicted model, not a curated record. The coding region runs from base 113 to 874 and encodes 253 amino acids. The transcript is spliced from 3 exons.
GUACAUCACUGAAGUGUCUCCUUACUUUGACUCUAUAAAAUUAUCUCGCUCCAAGUCUUGUUAUUUUCAUUAUUAUUUGUUCUCGAAUUUUCAACAUAAAAAAUGCACGUAUAUGAUCACAUUUUCAGGCAUUAAUCAAACAGACUAUCGUCGUCUUAUGAAAGGAAAGCUUGACAUUGCAUUUACUUGCAAUCUAUGCAAGAACACAACAGAAAAUGCUCCUGUAGAAUCCACCAGAUUAGAGCAAGACAGUGAGCAACGUUCCACACUGACAGGAUAUGGUACCUUCAAUAUCUCCUUGAUUAGCAGAAAAUCAAACUCUAUAAAUUCCACAUUCACAGAAGUACCUUCAGCUACGAGCAAUCCAACAAAUCUUCCCCAUGCAUCGCCAGUUAAUACACCACACAGAAGUGGUUUAUUACGAGUGCCAAGACGUAUUCUGUCGCCAUUGUCACCUAACAGGACAUAUAACGUUGUAAGUGUGGCACCAGAACAGUCAUUAAUGCAGCCACCAACAUAUAAUACAACGAGAAUACUCAGCCCUUCACUGCCCGAUGCACCUCAGACACAUUCAAACAGAACAACCAGUGUGCAUCCUCUAUCGCCCUUACCACUUGAUGCGUCAUUUGACUUUACCCAUCACCAAGAUGAAAAUGACGACCAGGAGAUUGUUGAAAAUUCCAUACAAGAGCCGGAGUUGCCUGACACAAUUUUACCAGAUGGUCCACCUACAUUUUCUAUAAUAGAAAAGGGGACACAAAGAAGUAAUUUAAAACUGGUUAGCAGUGACGGUUACGAAUACACAAAGAAGAUGUCUAAAGGCAAUUUCACCUACUGGAGAUGCAUCAAACGAUCAAAAGAUGCGUCAAUGUGA